AUGGGCCCCCUCGGCCGGGAAACCUGGGCCCAGCGCCUGGGCACCUUCCGGGCCAGCCCAUCCGCCUUCAUGGCAGGUCCCGAGGGUGAGGAUCUGGGUCGUGACCUGCUGAGCGACUUGAGGAGUGAGAAGCUGAGCGAGCCCAUGAAGGUUGCCCUGCUGGCUCUGUGCUUGGAGUACCCAGCCCAGCUGUGGCCGGACGCCCCUGCAGCCGAAGCAGCCGCCACGUCUCUGUUGGACACUCUGGUCCUCCUACCCCCGCGGCCCUCAGCUCUGCGGCGGCCCCUGCUGCUGGCGGCCACCACAGCCUUGGCGGCAGGAGGUGCGCUGAGCCCCGCCUCGGGAGCCUCCCGCCGGCUCCUGCCCCUGUUGCUUGGCUUGGCCUCGGGUCGCGAUCUGGGGCGAAGCUUCGGCCCUGCCUCGGAACAGCGCCCCCUGCAGGCCACAGCGUGGGAAUGCCUGCGGGAACUGGAGAGCUGCCGGCCGGGGCUGCUGGGGGGCUGCCUGGGGCUCCUGCGGGCCCUGCUGGGACGCGAGGGCCCGGUCCAGCCCCUCAGCCUGCUGCUGGCACUUGCUCUGCGAAACGCCUUGGUGAUACAAGCCAGGGCCGGGGCCGGCCUGCAGGGCCUGCUUACGGCUGGGGACUCUUCCAUGGAGGGUGGACCCUGGAACUGGACACUAGCUGAGGAGGGUGAUGUCCACCUUCAGCCCCAGGCACCCAGUUGGCCGGCGGCUGAGGAGGGCGAGUGUGGCCUUGCGGCGCUGGAGCUCAGUCCUGAGGAGGCCCGGCAGCUGCGGGCCACUGUGGCCCAGCUUCUGGACGCCUCCUACUUGCUCACUCCUGUGGCCCAGGCCCAGCUUCUGUGGCUCCUGGGCUGGGCCCUGCGGGGUCUUCGGGGACAGCCACCAGUACUCUUCAAGCCGCAACUGGUACGGCUGCUGGGCACAGCCCAGCUGACGCUGCUGCACGCCAUGCUGGCUCUGAAGGCGGCCUUUGGCGAGGCCCUGUUCACGGCCCAGGAUGAGGCCUUGCUGCUUCGCCGGCUCACCUUGGCUGCUCAGCACCCAGCCCUGCCCCUGCCCACCCAUCUCUUCUACCUGCACUGUCUCUUGAACUUUCCUGAAAACUGGCCGCUGGGACCCACAGGUGAGGAGGCCGCCCCACUGUUGCUGGGGUCCCAGCUUUGCCGUGGCCUCCUGCCCAGCCUCCUGCAUGAGCCGAUGGCCCUCCUGGCCCGCCUGCACCUGCUGUGUCUUCUCUGCAUGGAAGAGGAAGAAAAGGAGGAAAAGGGCCAGGAUCAGAGUCCCCGGCACUAUCUGGAGGAGCUCCUGGCUGGCCUGCGGCAGAGGGCGGCCCUGGACAGUGGCCCCCGGGCCUUGGCUACUCUCUGCUUCCAGGCCUCAUACCUAGUUGCUCACUGCCUGGCUGGGCAACCUGUGGUACUGACACCUUUGACCCAGGGACUGGCCCAGUUGUACCGAAUCCGGCCUGCGCUGGCUCCCCAUUUUGUAGAUCUCUUGGAUCGAGUGGGCCCUGAGCUGCAGGAACCCUUGAGGGUGGCCUUGCGGCAGGAGGUGGUGUCCAGGCCGGGCAGAGAGGAGGCCCUCCGUUGGCACCUGCUGAUGCUGGCCAGGGUGGCAGAUGGGGAUGCCCAGAGUGCCACGCUUAACUUUCUGUGGGCUGCAGCCACCCACUGCACAGACUGGGGCCUCCAACAGGCCCUGCUGCGGGUCUGCCGGGCCCUGCUGCGGGCAGGCGUUAGAGAAGGCCUGGUGGACUUGCUACAGGCGCUGGCCAGGCAGCUGGAGGACCCUGAUGGGCAGGACCACGCACGCCUCUACUACAUUCUCCUGGCCCACCUAGCAGGCCCCAAGCUGGGGGUGGCCCUGGGCCCCUCCCUUGCUGCACCUGCACUGGCCUCCUCGCUGGUGGCCGAGAACCAGGGCUUUGCUGCGGCGCUGAUGGUGCAGGAGGCUCCGGCCCCGGUUCGGCUAAGCGUGGGUCCCCGCAGAACCGAGGGCCCAGUCCCGGUGCUCCAGCUCCAGGUGGAGGUGCUAGAGCCAGUGUAUUCUCUGGAGCUGCGCUUUCGUGUGGAAAAACAGCUCUAUGCACCCUUGAGGGCUGUCCACGUGCCCUACCUGUGCCCCGGCCGCCCCACCCGCCCUCUGCUCCUGCCUCUGCAGCCUCGACGCCCGGCUCCCGCGAGGCUGGCCGUGCGUGCCCUGUACAGCACACCCAGCGGCCUCACGUGCCACGCUCACCUGCCACCCCUGCUUGUGACCUUCGCUGACCUCUUCCUGCCUUUCCCCCAGCCCCCUGAGGGGGCCCAGCUGGACUUCUUUGAGGAGCUCUGGGACUCCUGCUUGCCGAAGGGUACUGAGAGUCGCUUGUGGUGCCCUCUCGGGCCAGAGGGGCUGGAGGCCUUGGUGUCCCGCCACCUGGAGCCCUUUGUGGUGGUGGCCCAACCCCCCGUCAGCUACCUUGUAGCCAUCCGUCUGCCCCCAGACUCGCGGUUGCUGCUGCGGCUGGAGGCACCCCAGGCGGAUGGAGUGCCUGUGGCCCUGCGGACUGACGACUGGGCCGUGCUGCCCCUGGCGGGGGACUACCUCCGUGGGCUGUCAGCGGCUGGCUGA
Molecule: messenger RNA, 2634 nt
Organism: Rangifer tarandus platyrhynchus (Svalbard reindeer)
Lineage: Eukaryota; Metazoa; Chordata; Mammalia; Artiodactyla; Cervidae
Source: the annotation of a GenBank genome assembly